This is a messenger RNA of Ruditapes philippinarum (Manila clam), 2242 nucleotides long. RefSeq lists its product as uncharacterized. Lineage: Eukaryota; Metazoa; Mollusca; Bivalvia; Venerida; Veneridae. The coding region runs from base 38 to 1168 and encodes 376 amino acids. Gene Ontology annotation, molecular function: protein binding. The record is from RefSeq and is a predicted model, not a curated record. The transcript has a single exon.
UGAAAUACACUACAUACCAGAUACAUUCCAUGUUAAUAUGGAGGCAGGUGAAAACGUCAGACUUGUAAACGAAUCUGACUUUGCAGAAGUUGAACAUACCGUUACCGAUGAAGAUUAUGAAUCAGUAGCACUAGCCGAAGUUAAGUCGCCUACUUUCGGUUUCACUGAACCAUCUUGGAGAACUGAUCUGUGUCUUGUUGUUGAAGGAACAAAGCUUUACGUCGCUAAAAAUAUUCUUUCACUUGCGUCACCAGUAUUUGAUGCAAUGUUCCAAUCUGACUUUAAGGAAAAGUCAAGUGACGAGCUAGAAUUGCCAGGGAAGAAACUAAAGGACGUCUUAGAAUUCCUUCGAUGUAUUUACCCGAACACAUACACCCAAAUUAAUCGCGACAAUGCUAGGAUCAUUCUUCCUUUGUUAGAAGAGUACCAGAACCUACAGCUAAAACCAAGAUGUGAAGUAGUUAUACUUGAGACUGUCACAGAAGAAACAUCGACGAAUGAUUUGUUACAGUUGUUGAAUGAAGCAUGUUUGUAUGAUCUUAAAGCUUUGCGUGCUAGAUGCAUAUUUCUAAUAUCAUCUAGACCAUGUGAUGCAUUGGACGAAAACUACUGUAAGUCGUUCCCUUCGGCAAGUGCAUUAAAUGAGAUUUUUGUAAAUGUUUAUACAUCAAUGAAGAAAAAGUUAGUUGAGCUAGAAGAGGUUGCCGAAGAAAAUGCAUUGUUUAAGCAGUACAUAUCAUCAGAAAUACGUAACGGAAAGAAGGAUUUGAAGUUAGAUCCUGCACAGAAAUGGGAUGACAAGACCAUAGUUAUUAUUGAUGUUAUUCCUGAAGGAACGAAAGAAAGUAAAGGAGUUUAUACUAAUAUUUGGGUGGUUCCUCUGAAGAUUAAUAUACAAAAUAACGGCGGUAGGCUUUACAUAAAAGUUGAAAACAUCAGUGAAAAUACAAUCAUCUGUGAUAUAAGUGUGCUCUGCAUACAAGUAAAUAGACAACCACGUGGAAAAAAUAAUGUGGUUGUUCAAAGCGGAAGUUUUAAUUCAUUUUUGCAACAUGCAUUAUUUGAAAUUUUAGGAACACAUAGUAUUGAGCAAGUUGGCAAAGGUUACAUUUUCAACGGAAAGAUCGGUGUUAUCGCACAGGUGUUCAUGUCGAAGCCUAACAAAUAGUAGAGGUAGCCUUUGAACAUUGGUGAAAUUUAUAUAUGUCAGGACUAAUACACUACAUGUAAAUAUUGUUGAAUUAGAGUGAUGUUUUGAUCAAGAAUCAUCAAGUGUUGUUGUGUAUUGUAAAAUAUUGAAUAAACAUUUUGGUAAUCAUUUACAAUUACAUUCUACACUGUUAUCCUAUAGUAUUUGUAGAUCAUUAUAUUUUUUUUGUUUUGUAUAUUGUUUACAAAGAAAAACAUAGAAACUGUUAUCUUACUUACUUUUCAUUAUUAUAUUUUUUGUUUUGUAUAUUGUUUAUAAAGAAAAACGGUACUAUCAAUUUAUGUGCAACUUUCUGAUUUUUCUUGAUUGAUAAGUUUGUCACGCAAAGAUGAUGAAAAUAUUGAAGUUGUUUGCUGCAUUGCAAUGUAUCAAUACUAUGUAUGGAAUAAAAUACUUUUCAAAUUUAAGUAAAAUUGUAUCUGUAAAUUAUAAAAUUUAAAUGUUAAUUAUAAACAUGUACGAGUAUGUGUGUGUGUGUGUGUGCGCGCGUGUGUGUGCGUGCGUGUGUGUGUGUGUGUUGGUGUGUGCGUGCGUGCGUGUGUGUAAUUGUGUGUGUGCAUGUGUACAUGUGGGUGUUUUGCAUUCUUUGUUUUUUCCCUUUUCUCUAUGUAUGUGCCUUUCAUUUGGGUUUACCUUUUUUUGCAUUUAUAAAUAUCGUCGAACGAACUGUCUAUUAAACCAACGUUAAAAUAUGGGAUUCGACCUAACGUGGUUGUGACGGAGCAAAUAAAUAAGGUUACCCAAUAUGGGGCCUGAAAAAAGUAAAUGAAGGUUUUUUUUUCCAGGAAAAUUAGGUCCUUGGUACCUUGAGCCAAAUAAUCUUACAAGAAUGAAGUGAUAUUUAUUUUUAAAAAAGUCACUUUCAUAAAUAAUAAUUGUUAUUGCUUUAUUGCACGAAGUCCGAUACUCGUCAUACUGUUGUUUUUAGUUGUUGUUGUUUUUGUUGUUUUAAAUGAGACAUAUACAUGAACAUUUAUUUCAAUUAAUAUAUUUUUGAGCUUUAACAUCGAAAAAUAUCAUUUAAAAAUGAUA